Molecule: messenger RNA, 2481 nt
Organism: Selaginella moellendorffii
Lineage: Eukaryota; Viridiplantae; Streptophyta; Lycopodiopsida; Selaginellales; Selaginellaceae
Exons: 7
Coding region: 1-2442 (813 amino acids)
Source: RefSeq, a predicted model, not a curated record
AUGGAUCAUCUUGCAAUGAGGAUGCAAAGUGCAAGCUGGCAUGACUACGGGGCUCAAGAAGCUUUGGAGCUUCAGACAACGAUGGUACAGGCCUCUCAAGGUUCAGAGCGCAUCGAGGCUAGCUUGGCUUUUAUGAUCACCACUCGAGCUUCUAGACUUUUCAAGCAGUCCCUCUUGGUAAGCCACGCUCUGGCUGUCGCUCUCUUCAUUCCCUGGACAUUUACGUUCCGCAACACUAGGUGGAAUCGCACUCGAGAUCGCCACAUAAAAGCUCGGAUCGAUUUACUUGUUUCCAGAAAAGUCCUCGCAAGUCCCCUGCCGUACCCAUCCGUACAAAAUACGUUGGCAUUGUACGACUGUGUACGGCAGAUGGAAAUGUACGAAAUCCCUACGUACAAAGAUUUAAACGUGCGGGGACUCGAGCAAUCCUUAGGGAUGUGGCCAGGGGCGGCUGGAUGGAAUCCGGCGGUGGGUGCCCGCCUCACAGAUUUCUUCCGCAGCAAUCUGGGAAGGCGCGUCAUGUCUCUUGUCCGCCUCCUCUUCGAUCGCCAUGGCUUGCAGGUUGAGGAGGAUGGGAUCGUGGAUCAUCCCACAGAGUCGUGGUUCUUGGACGACGCGGGGUGGAUCCAUGGCGGCACGGUCUCGGACCUCAAGUGUAGCAUCUGGAGCGCGGUCAUCUUCCACAUAUUGCACGCUCCGGUGCCCGAUGCCGUCUUGCGUCUCUUCAUCGCCAACGCUUAUUUCUUCCAGCGCCAGCAGCAGGAUCCUUCCAGCGAUGGGCGCCAGGAUUUGCCACUUUGCUCCGAGUUCCUGUGCUGCAACUACCUCUUGUCCAAGCUGGACGAGUUGAUGGCCGCGGAUGCUACGACGACUGAGUGGGAGGAUCAAGAGGAGACACUGGUGCGUCUAACACGAUCUGCGAGCGUGAUGGCUCGUUUUUUUCAUGGCAAAACACCCCAAGGCGACUUGCUGGAUCUUUUCGACGUGACCAAGAUCUUGCUGGAACUCGUCUACUGCUGGCUGCUACUUCAGCUCGGGCGCAACAAGAAAUCCCUCGUUUGGCUCACGCGACUAGAGAGCCAAGCUCUAGCCGGCACCGCCACCGCUGGUGGCCACGGACAACAAGUGGAGAAGCUUUUCUUGUUUCUCCUGGACAACUUCGAUUACGAGGAUCAGCCAGAUCGUGCUAGCUUAGCGAGGCUGAGACAAAUCCACGACAGCUUGAGCAGCAGCCUGGUCAGGAUCGAAUGGAAGUUGACAAACGUAUUGCCUGGUGCGCUGCAGAUGCUCGAGGAGCUCAUAGCUGCACAUGAUACGAUUGGUGAUGAUCACGUAUACGGCAGUCAUUGUCACUUCGACCACUGGUUUCGAGACCACUCGCGGUCCUACCAUCAUUCCCGCCGGAGGAAGCGAGCCUUCUACCCCGUCGACGCGAGCGAGCUCCUCGGCCGUCUUGUCCACAACUGGAUGAGGACCAAGAGAGGUGCCAGGGACCACGCGCGGCUCCAGUCCCUGUGUUGCUCCACGAGCAAGGAUUUCGUGGAGCACGUCAAGCAGACGCUGGAAGGGAACGAGGACGACAAGCGCAAGCUCCAUGACGCGGCUGCCGUGGUUUUUGGCGCCGAGCUUAGCGUCUCGUUCGUGCUGCUGUGCCGUGCGGUGGCGUGGGACGAAUCCACCACGUCACAGAUCUUGGAGGCGGAAGAGCUGGGGACUAUCAAUGGUAAGCUGAUCGUCCAAGUUGACGAGCACCCAGUGGAUACGGUGGUGAAGUUGAUGGUUAACGUGGUGCUCGGGGAUUUCCUGGAUGUGGCUCACGAUCGUGAGACUUGGAUCCGAGACUGCAAGGUGCUGCUCAAGAAGCGUUGUCCGCUUCGCUUGCCCUGGAAACCUGCGGCCAGCGUCCAUUUUCUGGAAGAUGUGACCAUGGAGAGGUGGAGGGAGAUGGACGCAUGGAUCCGAUCUCCUGGCACACUGAGUGUGGCGAGUUACGAGCAAGCUCUCCAGGCGAUGAGGAACGCCAUCUUCCGGGACGGAAGAGUUGUGGAUCAAGCGAGCAAGGAGUUCGUGACGAGGAUUGGCAAGCUGCUGGAAGCAAAGGAAGAUCAGGUCUACGAGCUGAUAGACAUAUACACUGAUGAAAGGUUCCAGAAGGCUUGUGGAACUAACAGUGGGACGACGGCGGCGAGCAAGAAGAGAGGCCGGGGAUCCAUGGCCGAGUUUGCGGUGGUCGCGAAUGCUUACCCCGUGGUAAUGGGUCUCCUGUCCAAGCGGCAGCGCUGUCACAUGUUCAUGCGGUCGGGGUGUCCGUUGCAAGGGGGACAAGCCAUCACCACGCUGGAUAUGAUGAAGAUUAAGGUCGCGAUCCUUCGCGUUAAACGACGGUUGGCCACUGUUCACGUAGGCUAUGCUUGUUACCACGGUAACAAGAACAGAUGCUAAGAUGAAAGAUCAAAAUAAGAAUAUGCCGCUUUCUUUCAA